ACUGCUUCUCUUUCAUCAAAAGUUCUUUAAGGAAAAAAAAAAACGUCAAUGGCGUCGUCGUCGUUGUGUCAUCGCUAUUUUAACAAAAUCACUGUCACUCCCUUUUUUAACACUAAAAAACUCCAUCACUAUUCUCCGAGACGAAUCUCUCUUCGUGUAAAUCGACGAUCCUUCUCUAUCUCUGCAACUAUGUCUUCAUCUACUAAGAAGGUUUUGAUUCCUGUUGCUCAUGGUACGGAGCCGUUUGAAGCGGUGGUUAUGAUCGAUGUGCUACGGCGAGGCGGAGCGGAUGUUACGGUGGCUUCCGUUGAGAAUCAGGUCGGCGUUGAUGCUUGCCAUGGAAUCAAAAUGGUCGCUGAUACUCUUCUCUCUGAUAUCACCGACUCGGUUUUCGACCUUAUUAUGCUCCCUGGAGGACUUCCUGGUGGUGAGACUCUUAAGAAUUGUAAACCUUUAGAGAAGAUGGUGAAGAAGCAAGACACUGAUGGACGACUUAACGCUGCUAUCUGUUGUGCGCCGGCGUUGGCGUUUGGUACUUGGGGACUACUAGAGGGUAAAAAAGCUACAUGUUACCCGGUUUUUAUGGAGAAACUAGCGGCUUGUGCGACAGCUGUUGAGUCAAGAGUGGAAAUUGAUGGGAAGAUAGUGACCAGUAGAGGGCCUGGAACUACCAUGGAAUUCUCUGUCACGCUUGUGGAGCAACUUCUUGGGAAAGAGAAAGCUGUUGAAGUCUCUGGCCCCUUGGUGAUGCGUCCCAACCCUGGUGAUGAGUAUACUAUUACUGAGCUUAACCAAGUCAGCUGGUCAUUCGAGGGUACCCCACAGAUUCUUGUACCCAUUGCAGAUGGCUCGGAGGAAAUGGAAGCUGUUGCUAUCAUUGAUGUCCUGAAGCGGGCAAAAGCAAAUGUUGUCGUAGCUGCGCUUGGUAACAGUUUGGAAGUGGUAGCAUCUCGGAAAGUCAAGCUGGUGGCAGAUGUGCUUCUCGACGAGGCUGAAAAGAAUUCGUACGAUCUGAUUGUGUUGCCUGGUGGUCUCGGCGGUGCUGAAGCAUUUGCAAGUUCGGAGAAGCUAGUGAAUAUGUUAAAGAAGCAGGCGGAAUCAAACAAACCAUAUGGAGCAAUUUGUGCCUCUCCUGCUCUGGUGUUUGAGCCACAUGGUUUACUCAAGGUACGAGAGUAAUCACAAUAGCACACACAUUUGCUUAGAUGUGUAGGAUCAUUACUAUAUAUCCGAUGGCAUGGAGUAUUCUGUUAUCAAACCGUUAUUUUUGCACUUAAAACUAAGGGAAGGGUCACAAUUUUUAAUGGAUUUUUUUACAGGGUAAGAAGGCAACAGCGUUUCCAGCAAUGUGCAGCAAACUGACGGACCAGAGUCACAUCGAGCAUCGAGUCUUGGUGGACGGCAAUCUCAUAACGAGCAGGGGUCCAGGAACCUCAUUGGAGUUUGCACUUGCAAUUGUAGAGAAGUUUUACGGGCGCGAGAAAGGACUUCAGCUCUCAAAGGCAACACUUGUGUAAACUCAUGAGUAUCUUAGGUAAGAGUGACUUUAAUAAGAAAAAGGCUUUAGUAUCAAACGAUCAAUGAGUGUACCGUUGUUGUGGUGAGCUUUGUACUAAGUGUGAUGCUUAAAACUGUCUUAUAAAUAAACGAGUUUACUCUGUUUUUAUCAGAAAGUUUUUUUGUUACUUUACAUUGCGAAUUUUAGAAUAUAAGAAAGUGCUGAACAAAAAGAA
This is a messenger RNA of Arabidopsis thaliana (thale cress), 1733 nucleotides long. RefSeq names its product Class I glutamine amidotransferase-like superfamily protein (gene DJ1B). The coding region runs from base 49 to 1179 and encodes 376 amino acids. Gene Ontology annotation, cellular component: chloroplast; cytoplasm. The record is from RefSeq and is marked reviewed. NCBI's taxonomy places the organism in Eukaryota, Viridiplantae, Streptophyta, Magnoliopsida, Brassicales, Brassicaceae. The transcript is spliced from 7 exons.